This is a messenger RNA of Oryzias melastigma (Indian medaka), 3867 nucleotides long. RefSeq names its product fibronectin type III domain-containing protein 7-like. The coding region runs from base 346 to 3867 and encodes 1173 amino acids. Lineage: Eukaryota; Metazoa; Chordata; Actinopteri; Beloniformes; Adrianichthyidae. The record is from RefSeq and is a predicted model, not a curated record. Gene Ontology annotation, molecular function: protein binding. The transcript has 15 exons.
UUUUGGCAAAUAAACAAAAAAAAUACCUAAUUUUUUUCAAGUACAUUUACAUUGUUUGUGGUUAAAAAUGAUAUGAACUUAUAUAUUUUUUAAGAAACAAAAAGAUAAUCUGAAACCAACAGGUGUGGCUGUGCUCCCACUUCCACCUACAGAGCACCAUACUGUCCUCCGCUCCCUUCUCAUGAUGACAGGGAGCCCACAGGCAUCUACCUGUCCUCAUUUGGGACCUGCUGAUUGGUUAUCAUGACGUUUAAUCUACAAUGCUCGGGUUGUUCUGAUCCCAGAGGAGUCCAGAACCAUCAGCGGUUGUAACUUUCUUUAAGAUUGACACUUACUGUGGAUAAGAUGUGGAUUUUCUUGUCAACAGUUGCUUUCUUUUCUGUUGUACAGAGAUAUAAUGGCAUGGCUUCAGGAUGUCAAAUAGACUCAGUGACCUCUCCCUCUGCAUCCACUCUCAACGUCAAAUGGAGCAGCUACCCCGGAGCCACAGUUUAUGUCCUAGAUUUGAGGGUUGUGAACUCCACCACUAUUGCCCCAGUGAUGCUGAUGCAGACGGCGUCCAGCACGGAGAGGCUGGUGCAAGGUUUAAGACCUGGAACUUUAUACGAGGUUACACUGAAAGCUUAUCAGAUUCUGUAUAAUCCUGCGUGCACGGUGACUGUGAGGGCAACAACCGUUCCUGGGACGUCUCAGAUCACGUUGGCCAAAGCGAUAAACAGCUCGUCUUUACAGUUUGAGUGGUCUCUAGUCACCGGAGCGGACAGAUAUAUCUUAGUUUUGGAAGAGAUGAACAGCGACCCCCUGAAAAGCUUUAAUUGGACGUUCACAUCUUUGAGUGAACAAGUGUCUGGUCUGUCUCCUGCGACACGUUACGCCUGUUAUAUUUACACUGAAAACAGUGCAGGAAGAGGGGCCAAAAGUGGCAUCAGGACCACUGUGACGCUGGUGCAGCCACCAACAGGUUUGACAGUUACCACCAAGACGGCCAGCUCUGUUCAAGUUCAGUGGAACCCCGUGAACAAAGUCUUACAGUAUCUGGUGGUUGUGAGAGACUCCAACAACCCCAACUCCCCGGACAUCAAAAACAUCUCAUCCACAUCUGCAGAAUUCAGCAGUCUGAAGCCCUGCUCCACGUACACAGUGGAGGUGUCAUCAUACAACAUCUUCUUAGUACCUGGAGAGCCGUCUAUUGUUACAUACACGACCUCCUCCAUCAACACAGUAACCACCACCUCUGCGUCCUACACCUGCUCCAACGGGUCCGUCACCGUUUCCUGGGAUGGCGUGUUUGGGGCCAGCCUGUACAGGGCCACAGCGGUUGACGGCACAGGAGCCUCCCUGAACUGUACAUCAGCUUCCACCAGCUGCCAGAUCAGCAUGCUCACAUGUGGAGAGCGGUACCAGGUCCGAGUCACGGCCAUCUCUGGCAGCUGUGAGAGCACCUCCAACGCGUCGGCCGCGUUUGAGACCGUGCCCUGUGCUCCGGCUAACCCUCAGACGGCACACGUGUGCUUGUCUGACAUGAUCACCUUCAGCUGGCAGCCCACCAACAACACCAUCUACUACGAGGCGACGGCUACGGACAGCACGGGCAAAGUGACUCCAUGCAGGACCUUGGACACCACUUGUUUCUUCACCAACAUUGGCUGUGGUCAGCGUUACACGUACACUGUCCGUGCAGUGAGCUUUGAGUGCAACAGUCAACCCAGCCAGCCAAAGGUCAUGCAAUCCUCUCCCUGUGAGCCGACAAACGUCAAGUCAGUCGCCGCCUGCGACUCUGGGACGCUCAUCACAACCUGGGAACCUUCUGCAGGAGCUCUGUCCUACAGCGUGGAAGCCAUGGGGAACAACGGAGAACAAUACAAAUGCUCCUCCACAAACGACAGCUGUGCAAUAACCGGUGUGCCGUGUGGCGAGUUUCUCAGCGUGUGGAUCGUUGCCUCCAACGACAACUGCUCCACCGGCAACGUAUUGGGCCCAGCUGCACAGACAAAUCCAUGUGUCCCCACCAACGUCAAGGUGUCAGAAACAUGCAGCCCCGAUGCGGCAACAGUCAACUGGCUGGCGAGCACUGGAGCCAUUUUCUAUUACGCCACUGCUCACGAUGCAAACGGAAACACACAUGAGUGCUUCUCACUGGCAACCAGCUGUUCGAUCAGUGGAUUAAAAUGUGCGCAGAAUUACACAGCCAGCGUUAGUGGAAACAAUUUUUAUUGCAACAGCACACAAAGUCAGGCGGUCGCUUUUACAACAGGACCGUGUCCUCCAGCCAACGUGAAGGCCUUCCCAGACUGUGAUACCAAUCACGCCGUGGUGAACUGGCAGAACAACCAAACAUCAGGCCAUCACACGGCAAUGAUAGAGGACGGGAGCGGAGCCAAGCUCACCUGCACCAGUGACACGCUGAACUGCAGCAUCAGCCCUUUGCCCUGUGGGAAAACACUCAACGUCACCGUGACCUACACUGACGGAAACUGCUCGUCCACAUCUACACCUGUCAGCAUGGACUCAGUUCCUUGCGCUCCAGUGGAUGUGAAGGUCAGUGUGAACUGCAGCACUGAAGAUCUGACCAUCAGCUGGAGCAGUUCAUCUCCUGCAGAGAAAUACUCGGCCGUCAUCUCUGGAGGAACAGACCAGCCUCGGUACUGUAACUCCACAGACACCUACUGCACUUUGGGAGGGUUGAGGUGUGGAAGCCUCUACAAUGUGAGCGUUUCCUCCUUCAAUGGGACGUGCUUAAGUCCGCCGAGUUCAGAGGUCACAGUGCAAACAACUCCAUGUCCUCCCACCAACGUCUCAGCCGUGUACACCUGUUCUCCUAAUCCUGUUGCUGUGUCAUGGGUCGCCUCUGGAAACGCCAAACAAUAUACGGCGGUAGCUUUAAGCCAACAAGGUCACAAGUCCGAGUGCACGACCAACCAAACGUCGUGCAGUCUGCCUGGACUCCAGUGUGGGGAGAAAUACUCUAUUCGUGUUUCAGGAGCAAAUGACAUCUGUUCAAGUCAAGAGAGCAACUCUGUCUCCCUUCUCACAGAGCCAUGCCCUCCCACUAAUGUGACCAGCCAGCUGAUCAAUGGAGCUGCUCAGGUGACCUGGAGCGCUGGUGCCAACGCCGCCAGCUACAAUGUCAAAGCCACGAGCUACAGUCACAGCACCACCUGCAGCAGCUCCACCUCCAACUGCACGCUCAGUGACCUGGUCUGCGGCCAGGAUUAUGACAUUCAGGUUUCUGCCACUGAUGGGAAAUGUGCUAGCAACUACAGCGCCCCCUUUGUGCAAAGUCGAGUGCCGUGCUCAUCUUGGAAUUUCACCACAGACCUGAAAUGUGACACCAAUGAUCUCUUAGCAAGCUGGAACGCUUCUUUUGCACAGCUCAACUACAGUGUCACCGCUGCACCAAUGGAUGGUAACAUCCCUACAGUCACCUGCUAUACCAACAAUGCCAGCUGUCUUCUUAGUGGCCUUCAGUGUGGACACUCUUACAACGUCUCUCUCAAAGUUGACUCUGAUACCUUCAGUGGACCCCAGAGCCCUUCACAGAUAGUUAAGACAGCUCCAUGUCCUCCUGCCAUCCAGAGUAGGACAGUAUUCUGUAGCAACAGUUCCUCUCUAGUGUCCUGGACUCCAAUGUCUGAAGCCACAGGUUACACCGUGAAGGCUAAAUCCACUAAAGGACACCUGGUUUCCUGUACCAGCACCACAAAUUCAUGCACUCUUACAAAUCUCACAUGCAGUGAGACCUACAUGGCCACGGUCACAGCCCACGGAUACAAGUGUGACAGUCCACCCGGCCCAAGCACCAACAUUACCACCAGUGAGAGCGACAGUGAAAUCCUUUGCAUGACUUCAGCAAAGCAGCAUAACUGA